UGGAUGGGUAAGACAAUUCAAGUGUAUGGAUUCCCUUCUAAUGUGACUGUAGAUGAAGUUAAGGGCUUUUUGGAAUCAUAUACAGGUGAAGGAACAGUUUAUGCUAUGAAGAUCAGGGAAAAGGGGGGUCCAAGAAAAUAUGCUAUUGUUCAAUUCACGACUGUCAGAGCUGCUGAAUAUAUUAUCUCUCUGACUAAUGAACGCCUUUGGUAUGAUACUUCAUAUCUCAAGGCUCGGAUCAUGGACACUGAUAUUGUACCAAAGCCGAGGACAUUUUUGCACAGCAUGGAACAUAUAACACUGCAUUUUGGAUGUCAGAUAUCAAAAGAAGAGUUUUAUGUUCUGUGGAAAGGGACAGAUGUUUCGGUGAAUAUUGAAUUUGAAAUGAAAAAAUUACACUUUUUUCUGUCUCAUCAUCAAGUAGAGUACAAGCUUGACCUUUUAUAUGAGAACAUCUGGCAGAUGGUGCUGCAUCGUCCGCGUGGUCAAUCUGUGAAAUAUCUUCUAAUUCAGUUAUAUGGUGCACCCCGGAUUUUUGAGAAAGAGAUAUGCCUGUCAUCGAAUGUGUUUAAGGAUCCACUUUUCAACUAUUUUAAGGAUGUCCCUGAUGACCAAUGGGUCAGGACAACAGAUUUCACUCCAUCAUGCCUCAUUGGGCAUUCAUCUGCACUAUGUUUGGAGCUUCCUUCCAGUCUUCAACUUCCAAAAUUUGAGAACUUUGCUUAUUAUAAUGAAACUGAAGGCAAAUUUCUGUUACAGAAUGGUUCUGCUUUUUCUCGCAAUCUGGAUCUAGUUCCCAUUGUUGGUCCUUUCUCAGAUGAUUUGCCAUAUGAGAUCCUUUUUCAGGUUAAUUUGUUGGUUCAGAAUGGAUGCCUUCCAGGGCCAGCUCUUGAUACUAAUUUUUACAAGUUGGUUGAUCCGACUAGAAUAAACAUUGUCUACAUAGAGCAUGCUCUUGAGAAAAUUUAUUACUUGAAAGAAUGUUGUUAUGAACCUUCUAGGUGGCUUAAUGAACAGUAUAUGAAGUAUUAUAAAUCCAAGAACGUCCCAAAAUCACCUUAUAUGUCCUUAGAUGCUGGUUUGGUGUAUGUGCGCAGGUUUCAAAUAACACCUUGUAAAGUGUAUUUUUGUGGUCCAGAGAUUAAUAUCUCAAACCACGUGCUACGCUACUUUCCAGAAGAUAUUAAUAACUUUCUCCGUCUAUCUCUUGUUGAUGAGGAGUUGGGUAAAAUUCAUUCAACAGAUUUAUCUCCUCGUGCUUCUGAAAACAAGGAAAGGAGAACUGCUAUUUAUAAAAGAUUUCUCUCUAUUCUCCAAAAUGGAACAGUUAUUGACAAGAAAAGGUUUGAGUUCCUUGCCUUUUCAUCUAGUCAGUUGCGGGAAAAUUCUUGCUGGAUGUUUGCAUCAAGAUAUGGACUCACUGCUGCAGAUAUAAGAGAAUUGAUGGGCAACUUUCGUCAGAUACGAAAUGUGGCUAAAUAUGCAGCCAGACUGGGUCAGUCCUUCAGUUCAUCCACUGAAACGCUGACUGUUAGCAGAAAUGAAAUGGAAAUUAUUCCUGAUGUAGAGAUUGAAAGGGGCAGAACUAAGUAUUUAUUCUCUGAUGGCAUCGGGAAAAUAUCUGCUGAAUUUGCUACGAAGGUGGCCUUGAAAUGUGGCUGCAAAGGUUUCUCUCCAUCUGCAUUUCAGAUUCGGUAUGGUGGGUAUAAAGGUGUUGUGGCAGUUGAUUCAACUUCAUCAAAAAAAUUAUCAUUGAGAAAGAGCAUGUGCAAGUAUGAGUCUGAAAAUACAAAACUGGAUGUUUUGGCAUAUAGCAAGUAUCAGCCUUGUUUCCUGAAUCGCCAACUGAUUACUCUUCUGUCUACCCUUGGUAUUCCAGAUCAUAUUUUUGAGGAAAAACAAAGAGAAGCUGUUGAUCAACUUGAUGCCAUGUUAACAGAUCCAUUAAGGGCACCGGAGGCACUGGAUUUGAUGUCUUCUGGAGAGAUUACCAACAUUCUCAAGGAAAUGCUUUUGUGUGGUUAUGAGCCAAAUGCUGAACCAUUCCUUUCAAUGAUGCUCCAAAUGUUCCGCGCAUCAAAGUUGCUUGAUUUGCAGACAAAAACUAGGAUUUUUCUUCCAAAUGGGAGAUCUAUGAUGGGAUGCUUAGAUGAGACCAGAACCUUGGAAUAUGGACAGGUAUUCGUGCAAUUUUCUGGUACUAGACAUAGGCAGCUAUAUGAUAGUUCCCUCGUGUUUGGAGGUUGUGGAUCACACCAGAAUUUUGUUAUUGAGGGAAAGGUAGUUGUAGCCAAAAACCCGUGCUUGCACCCAGGCGAUGUUCGCGUUUUAAGGGCUGUGAAUGUGCCAGCUUUGCACCAUAUGGUAGAUUGUGUUGUUUUUCCACAGAAAGGACCAAGACCUCAUCCAAAUGAAUGCUCGGGAAGUGAUUUGGAUGGAGAUAUCUACUUUGUCUGUUGGGAUCCUAAUCUAAUCCCAGAUCAGCAAAUUCCACCAGUGGACUAUACACCAGAGCCAACAGUGCAGCUGGAUCAUGAUGUUACAAUUGAGGAAGUUGAGGAGUAUUUCACCAACUACAUCUUGAAUGACAGCUUGGGAAUAAUUGCUAAUGCUCACACUGUCUUUGCUGAUAGGGAACCUUCCAAAGAAAUGAGUGAUCCAUGUAUCGAACUUACCCGUAAAUUUUCUAUUGCAGUUGACUUUCCAAAAACUGGAAUACCAGCUGAAAUACCUCCCCAUCUACUUGUUAGAGAAUAUCCUGAUUUUAUGGAAAAGGCUGACAAACCAACCUAUCAAUCGCAGAAUGUGAUUGGAAAACUUUUCCGAGAAGUGAGACACAUUGGACCACCUACAAGCUCUAUCAAGUCCUUUACUUUGGAAGUGGCAAGGCAGUGUUAUGACCCUGAUAUGGAAGUAGAUGGCUUUGAGGAUUACAAAGAUGAUGCCUUCUAUUACAAAAGCAAUUAUGAUUACAAGUUGGGCAAUUAUAUGGAUUAUUAUGGCAUCAGAACAGAGGCUGAAAUUCUCAGUGGAAAUAUUAUGAAAAUGUCAAAAGCUUUCACCAAGAGAAGGGAUGCUGAAGCAAUUGCAAUGGCAGUGAGGUCCUUGAGGAACGAAGCGAAGUCCUGGUUUUAUGAAAAGGGAAGUGGAUUAGAUUCUGUAGCUCAUGAUGUAUAUGCAAAAGCCUCAGCUUGGUACCAUGUUACCUAUCAUCCUAGUUUCUGGGGCUGCUACAAUGAGGGAAUGAAACGAGAUCAUUUUCUUAGCUUUCCAUGGUGUGUUUAUGACAAACUGAUCCAGAUCAAGAGGAAAAAAAUACGUAUGAGAACGAUUAUCUCAUCUUUGGAAUGCCAGUUUAGUCAUGGACUGCAGUUGAGUUGACAAAUAUGUGGAGAUAAGUAUGGCAUAUGUAUUGAUUCUAUGACAGGAACUUGUAUAUAUCCGUAAUACAUAAUUUCAGUUUUCUAGGGAAUUAAUCGAUUUCACUUUCACAGCUAUCAGCAGGGCCUUUAUGACGGGCCAAUCCAGAUCCAGAGGUCUUACAUUUAUCACCUUUAGAUUGCCUGUUUAGAUG
Hevea brasiliensis (rubber tree) is the source of this 3574-nucleotide messenger RNA. RefSeq names its product probable RNA-dependent RNA polymerase 1. The record is from RefSeq and is a predicted model, not a curated record. Bases 4 to 3381 code for a protein of 1125 amino acids. Gene Ontology annotation, cellular component: nuclear RNA-directed RNA polymerase complex. Gene Ontology annotation, biological process: siRNA processing. Gene Ontology annotation, molecular function: RNA binding; RNA-directed RNA polymerase activity. The transcript is spliced from 4 exons. Lineage: Eukaryota; Viridiplantae; Streptophyta; Magnoliopsida; Malpighiales; Euphorbiaceae.